Molecule: messenger RNA, 237 nt
Organism: Clunio marinus
Lineage: Eukaryota; Metazoa; Arthropoda; Insecta; Diptera; Chironomidae
Source: the annotation of a GenBank genome assembly
AUGUUUAUUGAAGCCUUGGAGAUAAAUAUUGCUUUACUAUCUGAAAAAAUGUGCUUGCCAACUUUGCUUAACCACAUAGUUAAAAGGAGUGAAGGGGAAAUUUUGCAACAUCGAUUGAUGCUGUUGAUUGUGGAGCCAUUGGAGGGAUUUAGCCGCCAGCAAGCAACGAAAGAAGAAAAGCAAACAAACAUAAUUGAUGGAGAUCGUUCGUUUGCUAUUCAAAAGAUAAAAGCGUAA